Messenger RNA from Equus quagga, 3122 nucleotides. RefSeq names its product vascular cell adhesion molecule 1 (gene VCAM1). Gene Ontology annotation, biological process: cell-cell adhesion. The record is from RefSeq and is a predicted model, not a curated record. The transcript has 9 exons. NCBI's taxonomy places the organism in Eukaryota, Metazoa, Chordata, Mammalia, Perissodactyla, Equidae. Gene Ontology annotation, cellular component: membrane. Bases 141 to 2360 code for a protein of 739 amino acids. Gene Ontology annotation, molecular function: integrin binding.
UUUAUAAAGAGCAGACUUUCCAUUUCACUCCUCACUGAGCCUCACUGGCUUUGGGAGCUAAAGACUUCCUGAGCACUUUCAGGUGGGACGGAAAGAAGAGUUUUGGAACCAUUAUUUUCUCAUCACAGGAGCAACUUAAAAUGCCUAGGAAGACGGUCAUGAUCUUUGGAGCCUUAAAUAUACUUUGGAUGGUGUUUGCAGCCUCUCAAGCUUUUAAAAUUGAGAUCUUCCCUGAAUCCAAAAUUCUUGCUCAGAUUGGUGACUCCAUUUCACUGACUUGCAGCACGACGGGCUGCGACUCUCCAUCUUUCUCUUGGAGGACCCAGAUAGACAGUCCACUGAAUGGGAAGGUGAUAAACGAGGGGACCAAAUCCACACUGACUCUGGAGCCUGUUGGUUUCGCGCAUGAACACUCUUACUUGUGCACGGCGACUUGUGGACAUGACAAACAGGAAAGAGGAAUCCAGGUGGAUCUCUACUCUUUCCCUGAGGACCCAGAGAUCAGUUUCAGUGGUCUUCUGGAGGUUGGGAAGCCAGUCACGGUCACAUGUUUGGUCCGAGAUGUUUACCCAUUUGACAGGCUGGAGAUGCAUUUACUCAAGGGUGACCAUCUCAUGAAGAAUCAGGAAUUUGUAGAGGAUAUGGAUGUCAAGGCCUUGGAAACCAAGAGUUUGGAAGUAACCUUUACUCCUACCAAUGAGGAUAUUGGAAAAACUCUUGUUUGUGGAGCUAAAUUACACAUUGAUGAAAUUGAUUUUAAGCUCAAAGAAAAGGAGACUACAAAAACAUUACAAGUCUACAUCUCACCCAGGAACACAGUUAUCUCUGUGAAUCCCUCCAAAAGGCUGCAGGAAGGUGGCUCCGUGACAAUGACAUGUUCCAGUGAAGGUCUACCAGCUCCACAGAUUCUCUGGAGCAAGAAAUUAGAUAAUGGGAAUCUACAGCUUCUUUCUGAGAAUGCAACUCUCACUUUAAUUGCUAUGAGGAUGGAAGAUUCUGGAAUUUAUGUGUGUGAAGGAGUUAAUCUGGCUGGAAGAGACAGAACACAGGUGGAAUUAAUUGUUCAGGAGAAACUGUUUUCUGUUGAGCUCUCCCCUGGACCCCAGAUUGCUACUCAGAUUGGUGACUCAGUCACGUUGACAUGUCAUGUCAUGGGCUGCGAGUCCCCAUCUAUCUCUUGGAGAACCCAGAUAGACAGCCCUCUGAGUGGGAAGGUGAGGACUGAGGGUACCAAGUCCACACUGACCCUGAGCCCUGUGAGUUUUGAGAAUGAACAUUCUUACCUGUGCGUCGUGACCUGUGGGCGUAAGAAAGUGGAAAAGGAAAUUAAGGUGGACCUCUACUCAUUCCCUAGUGAUCCAAAAAUUGAGAUGAGUGGUCUGCUAGUGGAGGGAAACCCAGUCAAUGUAAGCUGCAAAGUUCCUGAUGUGUAUCCAUUUGACCGGCUGGAGAUUGAAUUACUCAAGGGGGAGAGUAUUAUGAAGAAAAAAAACUUUUUGGAGGACGUGGAUAAUAAAUCCCUAGAGACCAAGAAUCUGGAAAUGACCUUCAUCCCCACCACUGAAGAUACUGGAAAAGUUCUUGUUUGUCAGGCUAAGUUACAUAUUGAUGAAAUGGAAUUUGAACCCAAACAAAGGCAGAGUACACAGACACUUUAUGUUAACAUUGCCCCUAGAGAUACAACCAUCUCGGUCAGCCCCUCCUCCAUCCUCGAGGAAGGUAGUUCUGUGAAUAUGACAUGCUCUAGCGAUGGCCUUCCAGCUCCGAAAAUCCUGUGGAGAAGGCAGCUGAAUAAUGGGGAGCUACAGUUUCUUUCUGAGAAUACAACUCUCACCUUAAUUUCUACAAAAAUUGAAGAUUCUGGUAUUUAUGUGUGUGAAGGGAUUAACCAGGCUGGAAAAAGCAGAAAAGAAGUGGAAUUAACUAUUCAAGUUGCUCCAAAAGACAUACAACUUAGAGCUAUUCCUUCUGAGAGUGUCAAGGAAGGAGACACUGUUAUUAUCUCCUGUACAUGUGGAAAUGUUCCCCAAACUUGGAUAAUCCUGAAGAAAAAAGCAGAGACAGGAGACACAGUACUAAAGUCCACAGGUGGUGAAUAUACCAUCCACAAGGCCCAGUUAGAGGAUGCGGGAGUAUACGAGUGUGAAUCUAAAAACCAAGUUGGCUUGCAAUUAAGAAGUCUAACACUUGAUGUUAAAGGAAGAGAGAAUAACAAGGACUAUUUUUCCCCUGAACUUCUCGUGCUGUAUUGUGCAUCCUCCUUAAUAAUACCUGCCAUUGGAAUGAUCAUUUACUUUGCAAGAAGAGCCAACAUGAAAGGGUCAUACAGUCUUGUAGAAGCACAGAAGUCAAAAGUGUAGCUAAUGUUUGAAACCUUCAACCAGAGACACUAUUUAUCAGUCCAAAUCCUUAAUAUUGCUCAUCAUUGCAUGAGGAAAACAAGCUGAGAGUCCAGAUUUCCCUAAAUGCAGUGAACUCUUGGAAGGCAAUGGCUGCCCACCUCCCUUGCUGUGAGCAAGAAGCCAAAGGAAAACUUUCUGCCUAAAAACUAGGCACUGCCAUUGAGAUGUGAUGGCUGGAGUAGUUCCUUGAUGUGUAUAUACAAUAACAUGAUCUGUACAUAUGUAAAAUAAAACUGAGCCAUAGCAACAUUGCAUGGAACAGCAGCACUAUAUAGUCAGAUCUCGAAAAUAAUUAAACCGUGUUGUUUGGACCGAUUGUUGUAACUUAAUAUAUCUUAGGAAAAUUUAACAUUAAUAUUGACUGGCAGCUGACCUAUGUCACAUUUUUUAUAUUUUAUUUCUUUUAACAAAAUUUAAUUCCUAUAAAGUUCUCUGACAAUAAUUUCAUGUUUUGUAAGGAUGCCAGGGUUUUAUACUUUUAUAGGCAAAUGAUAAACCAAGAGGGCACGGCUUGACUUUCAGGUACUGAACACUUCAACCCGUGGUGUAAUGGUUGGCUGGAUUUCUCUGGAUGGUACUGACAUGGUACGGAGACCUGCUACGAUGUUGAUUCAUCAGACUGUUGUGUAACUUUCCCAAUGUGGCCUAAAAAUGCGACUCCUUUUAAUUUUCUUUUGUAAAUGUUUAGUCUUUUGUACAGUAAAGUGAUAGUUUCUGGAA